CAGAAACACUGUGAACAUUUGAACAGUAAUAGCAUUUCUUGACGAAUCGCGAAAAAUGUUUUUAAACGAAAAUUUGCGAAAUCGGCCCAGGAUCGUGAUGCCGAAACAGGAACAACUGGAGGCAGUACCACUGCCUAAUAAGAAUGCUGAUAUCGUUUGGCGCGGGGUACGCGGGCGACUGUACGACUCACGUGCAGCUCGGACAGUACCACUGGCCUUCCGUCCGUACCGUGCUUCCGGAAAUUAUUCCCUGGAUCUAACCUCGUCACAAAAAGCCAUGAGUCCCGUUAAUAAAUUAACGUACUUCACCUUGCAGUUGUUUUUGUCCGACCUGCCUCCGGAUGCCGCUCUGACUGGAACAACUUGUAGCGGCCUGUCCAACUCUUCUGGAGCUGUGAGCCCAGCCUUGCGGCGGUAAUCUUGUGACAAAAUAUU
This is a messenger RNA of Drosophila miranda, 435 nucleotides long. RefSeq lists its product as uncharacterized. Bases 56 to 418 code for a protein of 120 amino acids. Lineage: Eukaryota; Metazoa; Arthropoda; Insecta; Diptera; Drosophilidae. The transcript has 2 exons. The record is from RefSeq and is a predicted model, not a curated record.